UGAGAGAAGAAGCAAAAAAAAAAAACAGGAAAAAAUCGUCGGAAAAUUGCAUCGUCGCAACCCCCAUGUGUUGGCUGUAAAGUGUUGUGGCCCGGUGCCAAUGUGCAGCGCGGUCCGGUACCGGUACCGCAUUCCGGCGAACAACGGUGCUGCAACGGUGCCACUACUGCAACGGCGGUGCGCCCAGGUGCAAUGAACAACUCGUACGAAUACGACGCGACGAUGGAGUGUCGCGAGAACAACGGUGUCCUGCGUGGUGCCAUCAAACACACCAACCGAGGCUGUCUCCUGGACGGAGUUCCGCCUUCAGCUCCACCGGAUGUACCACCGCGCAAUCCAACCAUGAAUCGAAUGAAUGGACGCGUCACCGGCAAUCCUACCGAGCUGGGUGUAGACUUCGAACCGUCGUGUCUGGUCCGGACACCGUCCGGCAACGUUUACAUUCCGAGCGGAAAUCUAGCAAUUAACAACAAAGGAUCACCGAUAGACUACAAAACCGGUUCCGCCUGCUCGACACCUACGAAGGACACGCUGAAAAGCUACGAUCGCAACUGCAUGGGUCCGGUACUGCCGCCCCGCAGCACCAUGUGCGGUCCGCCGGCCCACCACUACUCGGCGCCACUCAACUUCCGCAAGGGCUUCACCUUCACCAAAUGUACAUGGAAGUGUACGGCUAUCUUAGUGAUACUAUUAAGUGUUAUACUCGUUAUAACAUUAUUAUUAACAGCAUCUAACGUAUUAAGUAUAUCAUAUCCAACCACCAACCCCUGUACAGUUCUAGUCGAUGAGAAGGCAGAAAUCUCCGCAGCCAAAAGCACGAUAGCGGACGCGAACCGGGCCGGCAUACCGGGUGGCGGCGGUGACGGGCUCGGCAUCGAUCAGUCCCUAUCGCAAUCCGCUUCCGGUCGGCCGAAACCCAUCGCGGCCGACGAAUCGUCUCCCGCGUCCUCAGCAGCAGCAGCGUCCGGUGGUGCGGGUUUGGCCGGGUCAUCCUCGCUGUCGGCCGCCUCCACGGCAGCGACCGGCAAGGCAGCCGGCGCCGGUGCGGCAGGAACAGGUACAGUAACCGAUAAGCGCAUUGUUGCAUCCUUACGUUCGGUAGAGUUGUUGCACGCGGUAGCUGAUAGUGCCGGCACCACCGCUAGGGUGAAGCCUGGUGACGUUGGUGGUGGUGUGAUGGUAGUUGCUAAGCGUUCCCGCCGUCAGACAACGGGUGACAGUAGCACCGGAACUGACACCGGCAGCACUGACCGCAACGAUGGGCCCACUGACGGACGGUUUGAUGAUAACGAUUUGUUGCAUGCUUCGGUGGUUGAUAUUGUGGCCCUAACCGCUUCGACAUCCGCUCCGCCGGACGGCAGCAAACAAGACACGCACGAGACGUGGUCUGGACGUGGUAACGAUGAGUUGCCUGCUUCUGUCCAACCAUUGACUAAUUUACUUGCGGCAGCGGUGGGUGAAACUGCUGUCAACAAUGAAACCGUUUACAAUGGACGCGCUGAUGGUGAUGAGCAUUCCCGAACCACCGGUACGGAUGGGGCACGUUCUGCUGAAGACAUCCAAGCGCCGGAUGACGAAGGCUUCGCUGGUAGCAUCGCACCGCGGCUAGAUAAUGGCAUUUUUAUCACUAAUGAUAAUGACUUGCCACCGUCUACCACGGUCACGGUGACGUCCUCAGGUACCUUGAAGACGUCUUCGGAAGGCAAUGUCCAAACGACACUCACCAAGGAAGUUAUCGACGCACGAUUCGGUGAGGAUGAGAAAUGGUCCAACGAUGACCCAUCGGCCGUACACGGUGGAAUUUACGGUCACGUACCGCUGGAUCAGUCGGAGGUAGCGCUGGUCAGCCUGGAGGAUGGGUUGGAACUCGGCAAGGAGCGCGAUAAGCACUACUACAAAACCAUCGAACAGGUGGCCCCCGAGAACACACCGGACCAGCGGGAAGAGGUAAGAAUUCACACACUGCCCGACGCGGUCCAUCCGGUAACGGGCCAGCCCCCCGUUCCGUUGUACCUCAUCAAGGAGGUAAACGGCACGUCAUCCUCGGAGGAAGGCACGGAAUUGCCGCGUCUGCUGGUAAACAUUUCCAUCGCCACCGAUCACGGUUCGGGCACGGUGCAGCAUUCCGUGUACGUCCUGCAGGUGUCCAUACCGACACCGGCCGAACACAUGCCCGCCGCAGCGGAUGAACCGAAACCGGCCAACCUCGAGCAGCCAGCCGGGCCCCAGUGUCCACCGGAACCACCGCCGGCACCACCGUGUCCAAUCAGAUGUCCCACCGAUUCGCUGUUCGCUCGCUAUCGCGUCGUCGACGUGCAGGAGGACGACAGCGAGUUCGUGGAGGUCGAUGAGGAUGGGGUGGUGGGUGGCGGCGGUCACCGGGAUGAGUAUGAACUUUCCACCGAAUCACCCGAAGCACUGGAAGCCAACGAUGGUUUGACGCAAGAAUUCACCACAGCGCCACGGUCGGAACUGCAGGCACUUACUGACGGUGAUGAUGAUGAUGCUACGACCUCCACCACGAUACCGUCGACCACAUCCGCAGCGCAAUGUCCCGAGGUAACGCCACCGCCCAUUCUCAUCCUGGAAGGUGCACGAACAUUCCCAGCGCGAAGCUUCCCACCGGACGGUACCACCUUCUCGCAGAUCACCCUUGGCCAGCGGCUGUCGAAGGAGAUCCCACCGUACAGCUACUGGAACAUGCAGUUCUACCAGUCGGAACCGGCGUACGUCAAGUUCGAUUACAGCAUCCCCCGGGGCGCAUCGAUAGGUGUUUACGCGCGCCGUAACGCCCUGCCGACGCACACGCAGUAUCACUUCAAAGAGGUCCUGAGCGGUUUCAAUGCGCGCCAGACACGUGCCACUCAUCCAUCGAUGCGUCGCGAGGUCACACGCUACAUGGAACCGGGCCAUUGGUUCCUCUCAAUCUACAACGAUGACGGUGAUGCGCAGGAGAUUGCGUUCUACGCGGUGGUCGCCGAGGAUAUGACCCAGAACUGUCCGAACGGGUGUUCCGGCAAUGGUCAGUGUCUGCUCGGACACUGCCAGUGCAAUCCUGGCUUCGGUGGUGACGAUUGCAGUGAGAGUGUCUGUCCAGUGCUCUGCUCGCAGCGUGGCGAAUACAUUAACGGCGAAUGUCAGUGCAACCCGGGCUGGAAGGGCAAGGAGUGCUCGCUGCGCCAUGACGAGUGCGAAGUACCGGACUGCAAUGGGCAUGGGCACUGUGUCAGCGGCAAGUGUGGAUGCGUCCGUGGCUACAAGGGCAAAUACUGCGAAGAAGUGGACUGUCCCCAUCCGACCUGCACCGGGCAUGGCUUCUGUGCCGAGGGUACCUGCAUCUGCAAGAAGGGCUGGAAGGGACCGGACUGUGCCACGAUGGACCAGGACGCGCUGCAAUGUCUACCGGACUGUUCCGGCCACGGUACGUUCGAUCUGGAUUCGCAAACCUGCACCUGCGAACCGAAGUGGAGCGGUGAGGACUGUUCGAAGGAGCUGUGCGAUCUGAACUGUGGACAGCACGGUCGGUGUGUCGGCGAAACCUGCAGCUGUGACGCUGGUUGGGGAGGCGAAUACUGCAACAAUAAGCUGUGCGAUCCACGCUGUAAUGAGCACGGACAGUGCAAGAACGGUACAUGUCUGUGCGUUACCGGUUGGAACGGCAAACACUGCACAUUGGAGGGAUGUCCGAAUGGUUGCUCCCAGCACGGUCAGUGUCACGUUAGUGGAGAGCUGAUGUGGGAAUGCCGCUGCUACGAAGGCUGGGACGGUGUGGACUGCUCGGUACCGCUCGAACAAAACUGUGGUGACAAUAAGGAUAAUGAUCGCGACGGUCUGGUCGACUGCGAAGAUCCCGAAUGCUGCGGUAGUCACUCGUGCAAGACGAGCCAACUGUGCGUCUCCGCACCGAAACCAAUCGAUGUGCUGCUGCGCAAGCAACCGCCCGCCAUUACGGCAUCGUUCUUCGAACGCAUGAAGUUCCUGAUCGAUGAGGGCAGCCUGCAGAACUACGCCAAGCUCGAAACGUUCAACGAAAGCGUUUUUUGGAAUCAUUUUAAUGCAAGCCGAUCGGCCGUCAUUCGAGGGCGCGUCGUCACCUCGCUCAACAUGGGUUUGGUGGGUGUGCGCGUCAGCACCUCGACACCGCUGGAAGGCUUCACGCUCACCCGGGAUGACGGUUGGUUCGAUCUGAUGGUGAACGGGGGCGGCGCGAUAACGCUCCAGUUCGGCCGCUCGCCGUUCCGGCCCCAGACGCGCAUCGUGCAGGUACCGUGGAACGAGGUCGUCAUCAUCGACACGGUGGUGAUGUCUACGUCGGACGACAAAUCGCACCAUGGGCCACCGCACACCUGCUUUUCGCACGAUUACGAUCUCAUGAAGCCGGUCGUGCUGGCCACGUGGAAGCACGGAUUCCAGGGUGCCUGCCCGGAUCGGAGCGCCAUCCUGGCGGAGUCGCAGGUCAUCCAGGAAUCGCUCGCCAUCCCCGGCACCGGUCUGAACCUCGUCUACCAUAGCUCCCGUGCGGCUGGGUAUCUGUCGACGAUUAAGCUGCAGCUGACGCCGGACACGAUCCCACCGACGCUGAAGCUCAUCUAUCUGCGCAUCACCAUCGAGGGCAUACUGUUCGAGCGCGUGUUUGAGGCAGAUCCCGGCAUUAAGUUCACCUACCCGUGGAACCGGCUCAACAUCUACCGGCAGCGUGUGUACGGCAUCACCACGGCGGUGGUGAAGGUGGGCUACCAGUACACCGACUGCAAGGACGUGGUGUGGGACGUGCAGACGACGAAGCUGAGCGGGCAUGACAUGAGCAUCUCGGAGGUGGGCGGUUGGAACUUGGACAUCCACCAUCGGUACAACUUCCACGAGGGCAUCCUGCAGAAGGGCGACGGUUCCAACAUCUAUCUGAAGCAUAAGCCGCGCGUUAUUCUUACCGCGAUGGGCGAUGGACAUCAGCGGCCGUUGGAGUGCGGGGAUUGCAACGGUGUGGCCACCAAGCAACGUUUGCUGGCACCGGUAGCGCUGGCCGCAGCUCCCGACGGUAGUCUGUACGUGGGAGACUUCAACUACAUCCGGCGGAUCAUGAUCGACGGUACGGUGCGGACGGUGGUGAAGCUGAACGCAACACGCGUGUCCUACCGCUACCACAUGGCGCUGAGCCCGCUCGAUGGUUCGCUGUACGUUUCCGAUCCCGAAUCGCAUCAGAUCAUCAAGGUGCGCAACAAGGACGACACACACGAUCCCGACCACAACUGGGAACCGGUGGUGGGCAGUGGCGAACGGUGCCUGCCCGGCGAUGAGGCUCACUGCGGCGACGGAGGGCUGGCGCGGGAUGCGAAGCUUGCGUACCCGAAGGGCGUUGCCAUCUCGUCGGACAACAUCCUGUACUUUGCGGACGGCACCAACAUACGGAUGGUCGAUCGGGACGGUGUGAUCAGCACGCUGAUCGGCAAUCAUAUGCACAAGUCCCACUGGAAGCCGGUACCGUGCGAGGGAACGCUCAAGAUAGAGGAGAUGCAUCUGCGGUGGCCGACGGAGCUGACGAUUAAUCCGCUGGACGACACGCUGCACAUCAUUGACGACCACAUGAUACUGCGCAUGACACCGGAUGGCCGUGUUCGGGUGAUUGCCGGCAGGCCGAUGCACUGUGCCACUGCUGGUGGCAGCGGACCUGGAACGGGUUUGAGCACGGGUGGAAGCGGAGCGGCAUCGGCGGCACUGAACUACGACACCGAUCUGGCCAUUCAUGCGACACUCGUAAUGCCGCAGAGCAUCGCCUUCGCACCGUCGGGUGAUCUGUACGUGGCGGAAAGUGACUCACAGCGCAUCAACCGCAUUCGGGUGAUCGGAACGGAUGGAAAGAUUGCGCCGUAUGCCGGUGCGGAAUCGAAGUGCAACUGUCUCGAGCGUGGCUGUGACUGCUACGAAGCGGACCACUAUCUGGCGAUCAGCGCCAAGUUUAACACGAUCUCCGCCAUUACGGUGACGCCGGACGGGCACGUCCACAUUGCCGAUCAGGCGAACUAUCGCAUCCGGUCGGUUAUUUCCAGCUUGCCAGAGGCCGGCACCUCGAAGGAGUACGAGAUCUAUGCACCGAACGCGCAGGAGAUCUACGUGUUUAAUCGCUUCGGUCAGCAUAUCGCCACCAAGAACAUUAUGACCGGUGAGACGGUGUACAGCUUCCUGUACAAUGUCAACACGUCGAAUGGCAAGCUGAGCACGGUGACCGAUGCGGCUGGCAACAAGGUGUUCCUGCUGCGCGAUUACACCUCCCAGGUGAACUCGAUCGAGAACACGAAGGGCCAGAAGUGUCGGCUGCGCAUGACCCGCAUGAAGAUGCUGCACGAGCUCAACACGCCGGACAACUACAACGUGACGUUCGAGUAUCACGGUCCGACGGGAUUGCUGAAGACGAAGCUCGACUCGACCGGACGCUCGUACGUGUACAACUAUGACGAGUUUGGACGUUUGACAUCGGCCGUCACGCCAACCGGCAAGGUGAUCGAUCUUACGUUCGAUCUGAGCGUACAGGGCGCCACCGUCAAGGUGACGGAGAAUUCGCAACGCGAGGUGUCGAUGCUGAUCCAGGGAUCGUCGGUUGUGUCGAAGGUUGGGGAGGCCGCCACCAAAACGACGGUUCUGCUCGAUGGAGGCACCACAAGCGUUUCACCGUGGGGCAAUGCCGUUUCGGUGGAGUCGGUGCCGUACGUACUGCUGGCGGAGGUAGAUCCACUGCUAGGCGAAAGCUACCCCGUGCCGUCGAAACAACGCACCGAGAUUAAUGGUGAUCUUUCCAACCGUUUCGAGUGGCGCUACUUCAUCCGCCAUGUACCGGUAAGGGGGAAGAAUGCCCGCACGCUAACCCAGGUCGGUCGAAAGCUGCGCGUGAAUGGUGAGAAUCUGCUCACGUUCGAGUACGAGAAGGACACCUCCUCUAUCACGGUGUCGGUGGACGAUAAGACAGAGCUGCUGAACGUGACGUACGAUAAGUCGUCGCGUCCGAUCGCCUACCGGCCGCAGUCGGGCGAGUACGCCGAUGUAGACCUCGAGUACGACCGUUUCGGGCGGCUGAUCUCGUGGAAGUGGGGUAAUCUGAAGGAAGAAUACACGUUCGAUCGUGCGGGUCGGCUGAAUGAGAUCAAGUACGGCGAUGGUAGCUCCAUUGUGUACGCGUUCAAGGACACCUUCAGCAGUCUGCCGCUCAAAGUAACCACACCGAGACGCUCGGACUAUUUGCUGCAGUACGAUGAUGCCGGGGCGUUGCAAUCACUGACGACUCCACGCGGCCACAUCCACGCCUUCUCACUGCAAACGUCGCUCGGGUUCUUCAAGUAUCAGUACUACUCGCCGAUCAAUCGCCACCCGUUUGAGAUCCUGUACAGCGACGAGGGUCAAAUACUGGCCAAGAUUCAUCCGCACCAGAGCGGCAAGGUGGCCUUCGUGCACGAUACCGCUGGACGGCUGGAGACCGUGCUUGCUGGGCUGUCUUCCACGCAGUACACCUAUCAGGAGAGUACGAGUCUGGUGAAGCAGGUGGAGGUGCUCGAGCCGGGCUUUGAGUUGCGCCGCGAGUUCAAGUACCACGCGGGUGUUCUGAAGGACGAGAAGCUUAAGUUCGGCUCGAAGAGUGGAUUGGCUUCGGCACACUUCAAAUACCAGUACGAUGGUAAUGCGCGGCUGAGCGGCAUCGAAAUGGACGUUAAUGGCAAGGAGCUACCGAUCGUGCGCUUCAAGUACGGUCCUGCUCAGGGCACGCUGGACGCGGUAAGCGAUCUGCGCAUUACGCGCAAUGCAUUCAACCGUACGGUCGUACAGGACACCUCCAAGCAAUUCUUCACGAUCACCGACUUCGAUGAGCACGGACGCGUGAAGAGUGUUCUGAUCAACAUCAAGUCGUUCGAUGUGUACAGGCUGGAGCUCGACUACGACCUGCGCAACAGAAUCCGAACGCACAAGGUGAUGGUGGGGCGCUCAACCUCGCUGGACAAGGUGAACUACAACGCGGAUGGCCACGUGAUGGAGGUGGUUGGAACGAACAGCUGGAAGUACGUGUACGACGAGAAUGGCAACAUUAUUGGAAUUCUGGAGCAGGGUGACAAGACCAAUCUGGGCUACGAUACGGGCGAUCGGGUGGUGCAGGUUGGAGAUGUCGAGUUCAACAGCUACGAUGCGCGUGGUUACGUGGUGCGCCGGGGUGAGCAGAAGUAUCGCUACAACAAUCGCGGCCAGCUGAUACACGCGAUGGAGCGCGAUCGUUUCCAGACCUGGUACUUCUACGACGAUCUCGGCCGGCUAGUGGCUUGCCACGAUGAGAAGGGUAACGUGACGCAGUACUUCUACGCCAACCUGAACGCACCGGAGCUGAUCACCCACAUCCACUACCCGAAGGCUGGACGUACGUCGCGACUGCUGUACGACGAUCGUCACAUGCUGAUUGCGAUCGAGACGGGCGAUCAGCGGUACUACGUGGCGACGGAUCAGAAUGGCUCACCGAUCGCACUGUUCGAUGUUGGCGGAGCAAUUGUGAAGGAGAUCCGCCGGACUCCGUUCGGUAAAAUCGUGAAGGACACCAACCCGGGCCUGUUUGUACCGAUCGACUUCCAUGGUGGGUUGCUCGAUCCUAACACGCGACUAGUGUAUAUGGAACAGCGGCUGUACGAUACCGGCGUCGGCCAGUGGAUGACCCCGGCCUGGGAGCAGCUGGCCACGGAGAUGCGCCACCCGACGGAUGUGUUUAUCUACCGCUUCCACAACAACGAUCCCAUCAAUCGGCGCGAACCCGAGGGCAACUACAUGAACGAUCUGCGCUCCUGGUUGAAGCUGUUCGGGUACGACGUCACGAAGAUGCAGGGUUCUCGCUAUACCCGCGACAUGAUCUACCGGCCAACGGCGACGAUCAAGUCGCCGCAGCUCGCACCCGACUUUGGCGUCAUGUCCGGUCUGCAGUGCAUCGUCGAGAAGGUGGACGAGAAGUUUGCCGACUUUGGUUUCAUCCCGAAGCCGCUGCUGAAGAUGGAGCUGAAGACGCGCAAUCUGCUACCGCGCGUUGCCUACCGUCGGGGCGUGUUCGGGGAGGGCGUACUGAUCUCACGCAUCGAUGGCCGUGCGCUGGUGAGCGUAGUGGACGGUUCGAACAGUGUCGUGCAGGAUGUGGUGUCGUCCGUGUUCAACAACUCGCACUUCCUCGAUCUGCACUUUAGCAUCCACGAUCAGGACGUGUUCUACUUCGUGAAGGACAACGUGAUGAAGCUGCGCGACGAUACGGAGGAGCUGCGACGGCUCGGCGGUAUGUUCAACAUUUCCGCGCACGAAAUUAACGACCAUGGCGGGGCGAACGGUAAGGAGCUGCGGCUGCACGGUCCGGACGCGGUCGUCAUCAUCAAGUACGGCGUCGAUCCGGAACAGGAGCGGCACCGCAUUCUGAAGCACGCCCACAAGCGGGCCGUUGAGCGCGCAUGGGAGCUGGAGAAGCAGCUCGUUGCCGCGGGCUUCCAGGGCCGUGGCGAUUGGACCGAGGAAGAAAAGGAAGAGCUCAUCUCGCACGGUGACGUCGAUGGGUGGAUCGGUGUGGACAUUCACAGCAUCCACAAGUAUCCGCAGCUAGCGGACGACCCGGGCAACGUCGCGUUCCAGCGUGACUCCAAGCGCAAACGGCGGAAGAGCGGUGGAACGGCCAGUGGUGGUGGCGGCGGUGGCAGUCACAAGGCAAAGCGUGAGCAUCGCCACGAGACGAUCAUACUGCCGCUACCGGUGGCAUCGGUUGCACCGUCCCCAUCCGUACCGACGUCUUCGAUGUCGUCCGCGACGUCUACAUCUGCGUCGGCACCAUCGCUGCCGUCGUCGGCGGUGUCAUCUUCGCCCACUUCGCCAUCGUCCUCGGUGCCAUCCUCGGUACCGGCCGUCGUAGGGACCGCAUCGGCCGCCACGGUACGGCCGAGUGUUCCAACGUGAAGCCUAACGACCGUUGGGCGCUAAGAGUCGAUGCGCUGAGGGAGGAUGUUCUAGAUAUUGUGAUAUACAUAGGAUUUACUUUCCUUCCGCCCCCCGUACCUUUCGGUUCCGUCAGUGUUGUUUGUUUUCUUUUCACCCCCGUAAUAUUGGUUAAGCUAAUCCGGUGUGCAAGUAGAGGUUGAUGAACCAAACAAAACGCAAAUCAAAACCCCAAUGUCUCCCGCAAGUAACCCCCGUGUUGGAGUCCUCCUCCUAUGGAGCUCAGCAGGGGUUUUGCGUUUCCAAAUGGUAAAAAGAUGUCGAUCCGUGAAGGGGGGCAGAAAAAAAAACUAAACUCACACAAACACACGAGCACGAUCGCUGAUCAUUCAUUCAAGUUUGCUUUUAGCAAGGAUGUGCAGAGUGGCCACGUAUAGGACGCUCCCAUCUCUCCCCGCACAUGGCAAGUAGAUAUUAUUAGCGGCAAUGAGGAGAAGAGGUGUAUAGUUGUAGGUAAUUAGCACACAGUGGAGUAGAUAAUUUAGGGCAGUCAACGCGGUGUAUCCCUUCCGAAACUCCCAGUGGGAGCGCGUGUUUGUAUCGAUCGGUGUCGUUACAGUGCCAUUAGACGAUCGGUUUUGUUCGGUUCCGAGUCAUAAACUGCAGCAGUCAUCUAGGAGGUAGUAGGUAAAGCGAGCUGAAUCUCUUUAUUUUAACUCAUAUACCAUAGAAGAUUUUAAAGGUGAGCAGACGAAGGUUCGUUUGGUUCUUCUGCCAUCCUCUAUGUGUGUGCGUAGGGCAGGGUUACUCUCUCCCCCGGUGAUCGUUGGGUGCAUCUUGAAGCGUGACGUAUUAGUACAGUUUAGCCGUGCCAUAAUCGUACCGAUCCACUACAAACGUGAAUAGUAUUGCUGCGUCACAGCUUCGGUGUAUUCGGCAC
This is a messenger RNA of Anopheles moucheti, 10864 nucleotides long. RefSeq names its product teneurin-m (gene Ten-m). NCBI's taxonomy places the organism in Eukaryota, Metazoa, Arthropoda, Insecta, Diptera, Culicidae. The record is from RefSeq and is a predicted model, not a curated record. Bases 193 to 9945 code for a protein of 3250 amino acids. Gene Ontology annotation, biological process: motor neuron axon guidance. The transcript is spliced from 12 exons.